AUGUUCCGGAGGCCCCGUGACAGGGAGGCUGUUGUGUCCUUGGAGGCAUCUGCCUCCUCCAAGAAGCCAUGGACCCCACCUGAUCGGAGGGGCGAGAAGUGGCGUCGCGUUCCAUCCAAGCCCGUGGGCUUUCUCGACGCUGCCUCCUACGAGCAUCGGCCGCAGGUGGACAUCGCCUUUGGCUUUCCAUCCAUCCAGAGGACCGAGAACACAGAGGAGGAAGCUGUGAGGAAGGAGCAGGUCCGGCCUGAGGAGACCGUCAGCUGUGUGACUGACAACUUUCAAGCGUUCAUAAGUCACGAGGAGAUGGACGGUGAGGAGAGCCUGCAGGAAACGGUUGAGCUCGUCUUCAAGAGGGCUGUGCAGAAACCAGACUCUGCUGCAGUCUUCGCCAAUCUGUGUCAGCGCCUCUCAACAGUGGAAUUCCAAUCCUUGUCCGACUGGUCGGCCAGCGUCUCCUUCAGGUCCCUGCUGGUCAAACACUGCCAGGCAGAGUUUAAGAAGAACUUUGAAAGGGAGGACAUUUCAUGGAAGGGGGGGUCCUGCCUAGAGCCAGUCAGGGACGUGAGGGUUAUUGAUCGACUGAGGGAAGAGAAAAACAACGCCAAACCCUCCUGUCGCUCCAUACAUACCAUCCGGUUUAUUGGGGAGCUGUUCCUCUCCAAGGUUCUGGGUGAGAAAGCCAUGCACUGCUGCAUCAGGAGGCUGCUGCAAAAUGGAGACGGGCCGUCUCUCGAGAGCCUCUGUGAGCUCCUCCAGCUCAUCCAGCAGGACCUGGAGGUGGUCACGUCAAGGGAGGUGAUGGACUCGUACUAUAACCAGCUGAAGUUCGUCGCAGAGAAAGGGAGGAGGGCACCAAGGCUCUCCCUUUUGUUGAAGGACACGGUGAAGGCAAGGAAGUGAGCAGGCUC
Pleuronectes platessa (European plaice) is the source of this 911-nucleotide messenger RNA. Its product is annotated as eukaryotic translation initiation factor 4 gamma 3-like. The transcript is spliced from 2 exons. Bases 1 to 903 code for a protein of 300 amino acids. NCBI's taxonomy places the organism in Eukaryota, Metazoa, Chordata, Actinopteri, Pleuronectiformes, Pleuronectidae. Gene Ontology annotation, molecular function: translation initiation factor activity; mRNA binding; protein binding. The record is from RefSeq and is a predicted model, not a curated record. Gene Ontology annotation, cellular component: eukaryotic translation initiation factor 4F complex.